AAUGAAACUAUUUAAAAUUCACUUGUCAAUCGUGAAUUAUGAAUCUACAACAUGUGAUAAGAAUUGUGAUUGUUUUGAUUGAUGUGAUUAACUCAAUAGAUCAUUUCGGCAAUGAAAUCGUUUCCGAGUAUCGUUACUCUGGUCUCAGGUGGGGUCGAUCGAAACGAAGUUAUUCGGCCGAGAGACAUCUCGAAGUGAUGGUGGCUGCGGAUCAUUCGAUGUAUGAAUAUCAUGGAGAGAAUCUUCAUCACUACAUUCUCACUCUCAUGGCAACUGUUUCCAAGGUUUACAGUGAUGCUUCAAUUGGAAAUCAUCUUCGUAUAUCAGUUGUUGAUAUUAACCUGAUUCGUCGGCGAGAGUUCACUUUAUCGGAUCAUUCACUCACAUCUAACUUGCAACAAUUCUGUCGUUGGCAGAGGCUUCGUAAUCAUGGCCACGACUAUGAUUGCUCCAUUCUAAUAACCCGACAUAACCUUUGCCAAGGUCAAAAUAGUUGCGAUGCUUUGGGUCUCGCAAGGUCAAGUACCGUUUGUAACAAGAAUCUCAGCUGUGCCAUAAUUGAGGACAACGGCAUGUCAGCGGCUUUUACUAUUGCCCAUGAAAUCGGUCAUAUCCUUGGUUUACCUCAUGAUGAUGAUGGUAAAUGUUUGGAAUUGACGAAAAACCGUCAGCCUGAGCGAAAAGUGAUGGCCCGUUUACUUGACAAUCGGAGUCACCCCUGGAGCUGGUCAAAUUGUUCUCGACAUCAUCUCACUGAAUUUUUCGAUUCAGGUUAUGGCUCAUGUUUAUUGAACAAGCCUUCUGUUAACUUAUUGGACCAAUAUUUUAUUCAUUCUGUGAUUGGAAUAACUGAUGAACGAGUUUCAGUAGCUUCUCUCAACUCUUCAGCCAUUACAUCAUCAUCUUUAUCAUCGUCGUCACCAGCACCAUCUUCAUUGCCAUUCAUAUCAUCAUCGCAAUCGGGGUCAUCUCAAAAAAAACCAACUACUUAUGGUCGUCAUGCACAAUGCGAAUUGGUUUUUGGACCUGAUGCUUCUGCUUGUCCUCAUGAAGAGUCUUGUCGAAUCUUGUGGUGCGACAUACCGGGCCACGGAUGCAGAACUCAGCACAUGCCUUGGGCUGAUUUCACACCCUGUGGUAGACAUGCUUUGCAACAGUGUUACCAAGGAUCAUGUGUUUGGAUCAAUUCAACUGAUCGUACGUCCAAAGAUGGUGGAUGGGGCCCAUGGAGCAGUUUUUCCGAUUGCUCAAGAUCGUGUGGUGGCGGAGUCCAAAGAGCUACGAGAGAAUGUGAUAAUCCAAGACCUAAUCAUGGUGGAAAAUACUGUGUGGGUGAAAGGAUAACUUUACGCUCGUGCAAUACUUUCCCAUGUCUUGAAAACUCGAGUGAUUUUCGUGCCUUUCAAUGUGGACAGUUCAAUAAUCUCACUCUUGGAAUCGCAGAACUCUCAAGAGAUGUCAAAUGGCUGCCUAAAUACGAAGUUGCUGAAAAGGAUCGAUGUAAACUUUUUUGCACGGCGCAACAAACGGGAAUCUUUUCCAUGUUGAAACGCAAAGUAAUCGAUGGAACACCUUGUAGCCUCGACUCGAAUGAUUUAUGUGUCAAUGGAAAAUGUAUGCCCGCAGGAUGUGACCAUGUUCUCAAUAGUCAUAAAAGGCUUGAUUUCUGUGGUGUUUGCGGUGGAGAUAACUCAACAUGCCAGGAGGUUGUUGGUUCUCUCAAUCAUGUAAAAGUACAUCAUGGUUACAAUUCACUUGUCAUUAUACCAAAAGGCGCUGCCAAUAUCGAAGUUGUUCAACACAACUCAUCUCUUCGUGAUCAUCACUAUCUCGCGAUCAAAACAGUUGACGGGAAUUAUCUAAUUAAUGGAGGGAAAGUGGUGUCGUUGGAACGAAAAGUGAUACCCUAUGCUGGAACUGUCAUUGAAUAUUCGGGAUCAAAUCACACGAUGGAAAGGAUUAAUGCUUCUAAGCCAAUUAAUGAACCUUUGUACAUUGAGGUGCUUUCUGGGGGAUAUUACUCACUUCCAGAAAUACGAUAUAGAUACUCAUCUGCUAAGUCAAAUGCUACUCGAACUUCUAAUAAUAAACUCUGCCCGAACUGCACUAAGUAUAUUUGGUAUACUUCUGAUUGGGGACUAUGUUCACGGCCCUGUGGGUAUGGAAUUCAAAAACGUUCAGUAACAUGUCUCAAGAAAGGCAAAAAUAUAAGUUACUUUUUAUACGACAAAAAAAAUCGCAGAAACGCGAUUAAAAAGUACCAAUCGCUUAAAAAUAAAUGUGACCCAAAAAAGAGGCCACAUCAUUGGCAGCGGUGUUUCUUGGGUGACUGUAAUGGAGGUCCAAGGUGGACAACUCAGCCAUGGGGACAGUGCUCAUCUGAUUGUGGACCUGGUAAACAACAGCGACCAGUUCCGUGUACCGAUGGUAAGACGGGAAAACGAAUCAACCGACGUUUUUGUAAUGCCAGUUACAGACCUCAACGCAGACGAAAGUGCUUCCUCAAACCAUGUUAGUCAAUGUGCCAAAUGUUGUCCUCACACAAUUGAGAAUAAAUGUCCGAGUUUUCGCUUCAUCUCA
Molecule: messenger RNA, 2580 nt
Organism: Panonychus citri (citrus red mite)
Lineage: Eukaryota; Metazoa; Arthropoda; Arachnida; Trombidiformes; Tetranychidae
Product: A disintegrin and metalloproteinase with thrombospondin motifs 4-like
Exons: 8
Coding region: 39-2516 (825 amino acids)
Biological process (GO): extracellular matrix organization; proteolysis
Cellular component (GO): extracellular matrix
Molecular function (GO): metalloendopeptidase activity
Source: RefSeq, a predicted model, not a curated record